GCCGUUCCGUACGAGUCCUAACCUUGGAAGUCGAUGCAUACGCAGAAAUGGCACCUCCUUCGGGCCAGGAACUAGUCGUCCUUGACGUGACCGCAGUAGCGUCCCGCUCGAGGACUCCCAAUGCCCCGGUCAAUCCCUACGCGCCACUUGCCAAUCGCCGAUUGACUAUCACCUCCACAGCACCUUUCACUCCGACCUAUGUCCAGUCGCACCUCACGACAUCUGAUCCAGCCGGUACAUAUGCAUCCCGUAUUUCCGGGAAACAGAUUAUGCUGGAGAACCCAGCCAAGGAGAGUAAGGCGAAGAAGGAACGGGACGAGAAGAAAGCGAGACGGAAAGAAGCGAAGGCAAAGGCUGGGCAGGGGUUGCUUGCUGUGCAGAGAGGUCCUUGGAGGCUGCACAAAUCUCAAUUUGACCUCUUCCUCCCGCUUCAUCACAUGUGGUUAGGGUACAUGUCCGAGCUACACAAUCUUCCUCCGCGGUCCAAUGCCCGGUCAACACCCAAUGUUUCCAACAUGCACGCGAAGCUUGUGAAGGCGGAUUUUCACGGCUCGCUAAUCACCGUCGGCCAGGCGAAGAACCCUGCUCUUAUUGGGUUAUCUGGAAUCGUCAUACUCGAGACUGAAAACGCGUUCCGCGUAAUAACCCAGCGAAACCAGGUCAAACUACUCCCCAAACGGAACUCCAUUUUCAAACUCUUCGUUCCUCUCCACUCUACAUUGCCGACUACCGGCCAGCCAUUGUCAUCGUCGACGCUAACAAUCGCUCAGACCGUACUGGAUAUACCGCAUCUCGAGUUCGAGCUCUACGGCAAUCAAUUCUGUUUUAGGUCCUCGGAACGUGCAGCAAGGAAGUUCAAGGCGAAGGAGAGCAUAGAGUUGUAGUCCUCCGAAAUGGACAACCUUCAUCUAACCACUGCUGGCGAGUCACUUGCGAUUUUCUUCGCAUCUUCGUAUUAGCUGGUCUUCAGUAUUUCUAUGGACUCAGCAAUCAGCAAUGUCUGACGGCCUCCAGUUGUAGGAACAAUGUCGAGCGGAUUGGCCCCAAAUAUCGUGCGUUGGAGGAGACGCCGGACGUUGAAUCUAGAUGGUUACGUUUCGAUUCCGUGAAAAGCAGUUACAGACGGUUUCUAAAUACAGUGAGCCGAAGUCAAGUCAAAGGGUGGCG
Molecule: messenger RNA, 1167 nt
Organism: Gloeophyllum trabeum ATCC 11539
Lineage: Eukaryota; Fungi; Basidiomycota; Agaricomycetes; Gloeophyllales; Gloeophyllaceae
Product: RNase P subunit p29-like protein
Exons: 5
Coding region: 48-884 (278 amino acids)
Biological process (GO): rRNA processing; tRNA 5'-leader removal
Cellular component (GO): ribonuclease P complex; ribonuclease MRP complex
Molecular function (GO): ribonuclease P RNA binding
Source: RefSeq, a predicted model, not a curated record